AUGGUCAUACUACCCGGAAUUACAUUGACCGCAUUGAUAGCAGAAAUACCUUCACUUGUUGGAGAAGCGUGGGAUCUAUUAAAGUUGAUCAAUUUCGAAGACCGAUUUGCGCUGUAUGCAGAAUGGAAAAGAAUUUGUGAGAAUCCUGAUGAUGAAUUAAAACCUGCAAUUCGUAAAACUCAGGAAGUUAUUAACUACGUGACACGUCGCAUCACUGAUGAAAAUUAUCGCGAUUUCAGUCGACAGAUUGGAAGAAGCUCACAUCCAAAUCCAAUAGUAAUGUUCAAUACAUUACUUAGAUGGGUCAGGAAUCAUUCGAGUUUAGUGAUGCCAUUAGUUGAGUCUUUACUCGAGAUUUUGGCCUCUAAUAAUAACAAAGUCAAAGAAGAUGGACAAAAUUAUGCAAGUUGGCUAGUGAAUCUUGCUACGUUCUGUGGAAACAUAUGCCGAAAAUAUGGGAACUUUUCUAUUGAAUCCAUACUCAAAUAUAUAUAUCUAAAACUGAAGAGAUUAGAGGCUUAUGAUCUUAUCGUAUUAUCACAGUUGAUUGACGCGAUGGGCGGAAUCACAUCUACUGUUGGAGCUGUAGGAGUCUUAUCACCUACGGAUAUAUCUGUAAAGGGAACAGGAGAUAAUGUUCGAAAAGAAAAACUAUAUGGGUUCACUGAUAAAUCAAUUCGCAAGAGCUCGAGAAGAUUAGCUGAGGCGUUAACGAGAACUGGCCUGGCAAUACCGAUAGCUAUUGAACUUGGCCGGCUAAAACGUCAUUUCGCCGAAAAAGGGGACAAAGAUUUUCAUCAUAUAAAAUUGAUAAUUAAUGGUGUUGACAGAUCUCAAGGAUUAUUCUUGCAAUACUGCGAAUUCCUUUCGCUUCAUCUUUCGCUUACCACUUACUCGAAUCGUGUGCCAUCCAUAAAAGAAUUGCGAACUGACCAUCGCCUCGAACCAGACGCUGCUUUCCGUAUCUGCCGCCGAAAAUUAUCUGACUUGGUUGCUAAUCCACCUAAUGAACCAACAGCACCAACUAGUCAAGAAAGCUCUACAGACAUCACUCAGUCUGAAAAUUCAUCCAUUUGGCAAAAGGGUUUGCUUGAGACAUAUGAGCAAGUCAAGAGAACCUUACCGCUUCUAGUCUGGGAAAAAAUAAGUCCCGAAUUUUAUACGACGUUUUGGCAAAUGACUCUUUAUGAUAUCAUAUACCCUAAAGAAGUCUAUUCGAGUUAUUUAGCCCAAUUAAAAAAACAAAUAAAUGAAAAUCAUCGGUCAAAACGUGAAAAAGAGAGAUUUACGAGCAUUCAAAAAAAGGUGGACGAAGACCGAAUUGAACACGAAGCUCACUACGUUCGUGCUAAGGAAAGACUCAACAUUGAAAAAGACCACUGGUUCUCGAACCUUUUAGCGGAACGAAAAGAAAUUGUUAACGCCAUUUGGCAACAUUGUCUAUAUCCGCGGCUUUCCUCUUCGGCAGAUGAUGCGCUCUACUGCGCGAAAUUCAUUGAACGGAUGCAUGAACUAGGAACCGCAAACUUCUCUACAUUGACAUUAUACGAUCAAAUCUUCACAGAAUCAGUUCAAAUAAUCCUUUUCACAAUGACAGAACAAGAGGCGAGACACUAUGGCCGCUUUCUAAACACCAUCCUGGAAUUUCUUUCCAAGCUCCACGGUGACGAAGAAGCCUUUAAACAAUAUGGACAAGGUGAGCAUGGACUACCUGGCUUCAUAAUGAAAUGGCCUACGCAAAACCGACAGGCUUUCGUUGUCUCCAAAACAGAUCUUAUUAAUUACCAAGAAUUCCGUGAAGUAUUUCAUAAGUGGCAUUGUAAGCUUCGAACAGCUUUCAUCAAUGCUCUCGGAUCAAGUCAAUUCAUAGAGUAUCGAAAUGCUUUGAUCGCGCUCAGUUGCAUCAGCGACUAUUUCCCGGCGCUUAUACAACAUGGAGAUGCUUUAAAAAAGAAGGUGGACGAAAUCGCCAAUAAAUCUGAACUUGAUGAAAUCAAAGUUCUUGCAAAAAGUUAUGUGGGGAUACUACAGAAACGAGAAAAAUUUUGGGUUCUAAAGGAAAAGUUCUAUACGCCAAAACAAGGUAGAAAAGGUGGAUCUACACCUACAACAAAUUCUACCACUGCUGAAAGUUCAAAAACUGAUAAACAGACACCAUCUUCCCAAUCAGUAGCUCAACCUGCAAGCACAUCAACCGCUGAAUCAUCACAAUCACCUCAGCCAGAGAAAAAACCGAUUUCAAGGGUUUCAAGUCCAAAACCCCCACAAAUAUCGUUGACACCCGCUUCUACAAGUCAACCUGUUUCAGCUUCAUCUCCGUCUAAUCUCGCGCCAAAAUCUGGCACAAUGGUUCAUCCACUACCAAAAAAACCAAAACCAGAACAAAUUAAACCUGAAAAAUCCGAAACGCUGCGUGCUGAAGAACGUUCAGAUUCCCGACGUGAAAGACCCGAAAGAAUGGAACGGUCUCAAGAACACAGUCGUGACCGAACUACGCGGAUUCGAGCCCCUGAAGAAUCCCCAGACAAGAGAAAUCCUGCAUCUAACGAAGAAAAAAGAGCGAGUGAACACCACCGUCGAGAUAAGGAGCGAAUUAAUGAAAAAAUUAGGGAAGAAAAACCUAGAGAUACACAACGUUUAGAUGAACGCAGAGAAAUUCCGAGGGAUGAGAGAAGAUCUAGCGAUAGAAGAACACAAGAAUCAAUUUCUACACGACGUCAUGAAGAAGCUGGUGGUGGUACUCGUCGCGCGGAACUUUCACCUCGAAGAAGAUCUCGUGAAGAUGAUAUAACAUCAAAUACAAGACGUCCAAAAACUCCAAUUGAGGAAAUGGAUUCAUCAAAUCGUAUUAGCCGUCACGUCUCUUCAUCAACUUCUACAAAAAGAGACCGAGAUCGUGAUGCCGAUAGCCCAAACUCUAAGAAAACAAAAAUAGCUGCUUCAUCUUCGUCACAUCAGCCAAUCUCAUCAAGCACUCCGAGAUCGCCAAUAAAGUUGAACAGGUCUUCAUCCUCCUCAACAUCUGGACAAAUUAAGAGUUCGUUGUCGUCAUCGUCUCGUCAUCCCACGAUUGAAGGAAGCAGCAGUGGCAGCAAACGGGAACCACGACGAAUGGCAAGAAAGUAA
Ambispora gerdemannii is the source of this 3126-nucleotide messenger RNA. The record is from the annotation of a GenBank genome assembly. NCBI's taxonomy places the organism in Eukaryota, Fungi, Glomeromycota, Glomeromycetes, Archaeosporales, Ambisporaceae.